UUAAUCCUCCUAGAUCCAGCGAAAUCCAGCAUCGAGAAACCAAAGCAGCAAAGCUUCGCCCGAAGGAACACAGGACAAAGACUUGAUAGAAGUCAAAGAAGUCAAAGAAGACAAAGAAGACAGCAAAGAAACAAACCCUACACGACUGUGAGAGCAAGAUGUUGGAGAUCCUUCCAAACCUCGAUGGUUUGAUUACAGGUGAUGCUGAAGCAGUUGGAGUACGGUAUAUCCCACCGACUCGGUCGCAUCCUCCACUGCGUCUCUUUUACCCCGCCAAGCAACCCGAUACAAAGCAGCCAUGUGUUCGAUGGUUUCAAGACACGCCCAGUGCGGGCAUGUUCCUGUGUGGUUACCUCCAUGUCAUUGGAAUCAAACAUGGCACCUGGGCUUUUGCCAUUCUGUCGAGAUUUUUGCGAUUGGUUGCCUAUUGUCUGCCACUGCAGUAUCGAUCACUGCCAGAUACGUAUGCAGGCAUCGAUAUGGUUACAACAGAAAACAAUCCGACCAAACUCCCCAUUGUUGUCUUUUCCCACGGACUGACAGGAACCACUCAAGAGAACUCGCUCUUGUGUGCCGCAUGGGCCAGACAGGGCUAUAUGGUGGCGGCUGUCCAUCACGCCGAUGGAUCUUCGGCCUGUGUUCCACAAGCAGAUGGAUCUACGCUAUGGUAUCAGCAUGGACCGUCCUACAAGAAUUACGAUGCUACCUUUCGACCCAAGCAAAUUGACAAACGUGCCAGGGACAUGAAUGAGGCAGUCGAUUAUCUGCGGCAAACCUAUCCCGAUCAAUGUGAUUUUGACAAAAUUGUGGCGGCGGGAUUUUCGUAUGGGGCUGCCACCGCGGCUUUUGUGGCGGUCCAGGACGAUUCACCCUUCCAGGCCGGUCUCAUUUUACUGGAUGGAUGGUUCUAUCUGGAUAUCUCUGAAUCUGCCGGGAUCGAGUUUGAGUUCCCAGCGCUAGCCUUUGAACGGUUGGACAAGAUCCAUUCGAUUCCCACCAUUAUCAUCAACUCGGCCGUUUUUGAAGGCUACCCCAAGCUCAACAAAGCAACCAACCGCCUGGCCGGCAAUGUUCAUGAACGACACAUCAUUCCAGGGACCCAACACAACAACUUUUGCGAACUUUGCUUUUGGUUGCCAUCGUCUUUGAUGACAUUUGCCACCAUCCUUGGUGGACCUGUGGAUAUAGGGGCCAUUGGUGCAGGCAAUCCCAAAGAGAUUUAUCAAGAUAUCAUUGGACGGACCAGUCAGUUUCUAAGAGAGGCUUUCAAAUAAGUACGGUAGUAAUGGAGAACAUCCGCCAAUAAUGUAGCAAUUUCAGCUCCAUUGUGUAAUAACUAGUAGGCUCUCCUCUGCCGUGCUG
Seminavis robusta is the source of this 1362-nucleotide messenger RNA. The record is from the annotation of a GenBank genome assembly. NCBI's taxonomy places the organism in Eukaryota, Bacillariophyta, Bacillariophyceae, Naviculales, Naviculaceae.